This is a messenger RNA of Rhinolophus ferrumequinum (greater horseshoe bat), 2105 nucleotides long. It is a transcript of the gene MPPED1, whose product is annotated as metallophosphoesterase domain containing 1. The coding region runs from base 226 to 1206 and encodes 326 amino acids. The transcript has 7 exons. The record is from RefSeq and is a predicted model, not a curated record. Lineage: Eukaryota; Metazoa; Chordata; Mammalia; Chiroptera; Rhinolophidae. Gene Ontology annotation, molecular function: hydrolase activity.
UGCCUCGGACGCGCGGCGAGGCGGCCGCCGCCGGAGGAGCCCCCGCCCCUGCGCGCCUCCCUCCCGGGAGCCGGGCCCCUGCCUCCCUCCGUGCGCGCUGCUGCUCACGGCCGCCGCGGCCGCCGAAGAGGAGCCCGGGGCCAGUCUGUUCCCAGGUCUGGCGCGGGGCCGGGCGGCCGUGGUGGCAGUGGUGGCAGGAGAUGCCCGGGUGGCCCGCGGAGGUCCAUGUGGCGCGCUAGGUGGGAUCCCGGCAUCCUGAAAGCAGAGGCCCUGGCCCUCCUGCCCUGCGGCCUGGGCAUGGCGUUCUCCCAGUCCCAUGUGAUGGCCGCACGGAGGCACCAGCACAGCCGGCUUCUCAUCGAGGUGGACGAGUACAGCUCCAACCCCACCCAGGCCUUCACCUUCUACAACAUCAACCAGGGCCGCUUCCAGCCACCGCAUGUGCAGAUGGUGGACCCGGUGCCUCAUGACGCCCCCAAGCCACCCGGCUACACCCGCUUUGUGUGUGUGUCUGACACACACUCGAGGACGGACCCCAUCCAGAUGCCCUAUGGUGACGUGCUGAUCCAUGCUGGGGACUUCACAGAGCUGGGGCUCCCGAGCGAGGUGAAGAAGUUCAACGAGUGGCUUGGCAGCCUGCCGUAUGAGUACAAGAUCGUGAUCGCCGGCAACCACGAGCUGACCUUCGACCAGGAGUUCAUGGCCGACCUCAUCAAGCAGGACUUUUACUACUUCCCGUCCGUGUCAAAGCUGAAGCCCGAGAACUACGAGAACGUGCAGUCGCUGCUGACCAACUGCAUUUACCUGCAGGACUCGGAGGUCACCGUUCGGGGCUUCCGGAUCUACGGCUCCCCGUGGCAGCCCUGGUUCUAUGGCUGGGGCUUUAACCUCCCGCGAGGCCAAGCGCUGCUCGAGAAAUGGAACCUCAUUCCCGAAGGCGUAGACGUCCUGAUAACCCACGGACCCCCGCUGGGCUUCCUGGACUGGGUCCCCAAGAAGAUGCAGCGGGUGGGCUGUGUGGAGCUGCUCAACACGGUGCAGAGACGCGUCCAGCCGCGGCUGCACGUCUUUGGCCACAUCCACGAAGGGUAUGGUGUCAUGGCGGACGGGACCACCACCUAUGUGAAUGCAUCUGUGUGCACCGUGAACUACCAGCCCGUGAAUCCGCCCAUAGUCAUUGACCUUCCCACUCCCCGGAACUCCUGACUGUCCCUGCUGUCCCAGCCCUGCCCUCCCACAGCAGCUACCUAUGCCUGGCCGAGAGCACGGACCCCCGACUACCUUCCCUUCCAUGCAGACAAUGUGUGGCUGUGGGGACCAGCCCAGCAGAUGAGUUGAGGUCUUGGAAUGAAGAAAAUCACCCCUGGCUUUUCAGCCUUCUGUCACCUGGCACCGGGACCCUGUGGGUCCCUGUCAGGGGUUUUGUGCUCAUGAGUAUUUUCUGCGUGUACAUUCCAUGUGUACCUCGUUAAAGGACCCAACGAGCUCGAGGCCCCACCCUGCUUAGGAAAUGACUGACUCUUCGUCCUUCUCAGUUGAACACCCUCGUGGGUUUGGAAAGCCACUGCUCUGGGACAGAUGUUUGGAAGUUCUUGCACAAAAUCUCCCUCUAACCGAGGGUCUGUGUGGCUGCCAGCCCCAGGGUUGGGGUGGGUGGGAGGUUUUACAGUUGAGCACGAGCCCUUCCUCUCCCCCGGGCUGGAGAGGGGGCAGGCCUGCUUCGCGGCUGCGGCCGUCCGAGGCAGCGUUCGGGGACAUCUCAGGAAUUCCGACUGCACCUGGCCAGGCCAGCACGAUGCUGCUUCGUGUUGUCCCUUGUUUUCUUCCUGUGAGCACCUUUGCUGACCUGAAUGAUGGCCUGAGCGUCCCAGGCACUCACUCGGAGUCGGGAUGAUUUGGGGGGUUGGUUCUACAGAAUGAGCCAUUUGAGUGCCCGGGACUGGCUGGAGGUUCCCGAGUCAUGCAUGACCCUGGUCCCGUGGGGGAUGCACUGCUUUGCAGAACUCAACAGCCUGGAGGGUCCAAAGGUCAAGGCCACGUCCAUGCGGAUGUGCAACACACACACACACACACACACACACAGACACACACACACACACACACCU